Fraxinus pennsylvanica is the source of this 1827-nucleotide messenger RNA. The record is from the annotation of a GenBank genome assembly. Lineage: Eukaryota; Viridiplantae; Streptophyta; Magnoliopsida; Lamiales; Oleaceae.
AUGGCGGAUUCUAGGGCUUUCAGUCGCCCCACCCGAUUGCAAGCCGGUAUUAUCUCUAGAAUUCGACUAGAAAACUUCAUGUGUCACAGCAACCUCGAAAUUGAGUUUGGCGAUUGGGUCAAUUUCAUCACCGGCCAAAAUGGGAGUGGGAAGAGUGCUAUACUUACGGCACUAUGUGUGGCAUUUGGGAGCCGAGCUCGUGGCACUCAGAGAGCGAAUUCGCUGAAGGAUUUUAUAAAGACGGGCUGCAGCUCUGCGCUUGUUCAAGUUGGGAUAAAAAAUCACGGGGAAGAUGCUUUCAAGCCAGAGACAUAUGGAGAUGCCAUAAUUGUAGAGCGUAGAAUUUCAGAAUCAACCAGUUCCAUCACAUUAAAAAAUUGGCAAGGAAAGAAGGUGGGUAGUCGGAAAGAGGAUCUUCGCGAGGUUAUAGAACAUUUCAACAUUGAUGUUGAAAAUCCAUGCGUGAUAUUGAGUCAAGACAAAAGCAGAGAAUUUUUGCAUUCCGGGAAUGCAAAAGAUAAGUUCAAGUUCUUUUUCAAGGCAACGCUUCUUCAACAAGUAGAUGAUCUAUUGAAAGGUAUUGAAAAUCAACUAAAUGGUGCAACUGAACUGGUUGAUAAUCUGGAAAAGUCACUGAGACCAAUAUUGAAGGAACUUGAUGAGCUGCAAGAAAAGAUAAAAAACAUGGAAUUUGUGGAAGAAAUAUCACAACAGGUGCAGUUGUUGAAGAAGAAACUGGCUUGGUCAUGGGUAUAUGAUUCAGACAGGAAAUUUGAUGUGCAAAAUAAAUUGAUUGAAAAGCUGAAAGGACGGAUACCCACUUGUCAAGCACGAAUUGAUCAGCAGCAUCGCAAGAUGGAGGAAUUGAGUGAUCAAUUGACAAAGAAGAAAAGCCAAAUAGCAAAUAUGAUGGAAAGGACAUCUGAAGUGAGGAGACUGAAGGAGGAUUUGCAGCAUAGUCUUUCGAUGGCCACAAAGGAGAGGCUUGAACUUGAAGGUGAACGGGAUCGCAAGACUAGCAAUAUUCAGAAAAUGGUUCAACAGGUCAAAUUGCUUGAGCAACAGAUUAAUGAUAUUCAUGAGCAACAUAUUCAAAAUACACAGGCUGAAGAAAAUGAGAUGGAGGAAAAGCUUAAGGAACUUCAAGUUGAAGUUGACGAAGCUAAUGCUAUAUGUCAGAGAUUGAAGGACGAAGAGGAUGCAUUGACAGAACGUUUAACAAUGGCAAAAGAUGAAAUUAGAAAAAUUGCAUCUCAGAUUGAAGAUACUGAAAAAAGGCAUCAUGAAAUUUCUUCUCACAUUCGUGAGCUCCAAAUGCACCAAACAAACCAGGUCACAGCUUUUGGAGGCGGUAGAGUGAUCAGUCUUUUGCAAGCGAUUGAGCGACAUCAACAUAGAUUUAAGAGGCCACCUAUUGGUCCCAUAGGUGCCCAUGUGAACUUGGAACAUGGUGAUAUGUGGUCUACUGCUAUUGAAAAUGCAGUUGGCAGGUUGCUUAAUGCUUUCGUUGUUACAGAUCAUAAAGAUUCCCUUGUUUUACGAGCAUGUGCUAGGGAAGCAAAUUAUAACCACCUUCAGAUUAUCAUAUAUGAAUUUUCCAGACCAAGGUUGAACAUUCCGACUCACAUGCUUCCCCAGACUAAUCACCCAACUGUAUUCUCCAUUAUCCGAUCGGACAAUCCUACAGUGCUGAAUGUUUUGGUUGAUGUGGGUAAUGCUGAGAGGCUAGUUCUUGUUAGAGAUUAUGAUAUUGGCAAAACAGUUGCUUUUGAUCAAAGGAUAUCAAAUCUGAAGGAGGUUUACACUUCUGAUGGCUACAAGAUGUAA